This is a messenger RNA of Leptosomus discolor (cuckoo roller), 1305 nucleotides long. The record is from RefSeq and is a predicted model, not a curated record. Lineage: Eukaryota; Metazoa; Chordata; Aves; Leptosomiformes; Leptosomidae.
AGCGCUGAGGAUAAAUACAAGAUAUGGAUGAGGCACCGCUACAACGACUGCGUGGCCUGCUUGGCCGAGCUGAUGGGACAUGAUGCCUUCCAGGUCAAGGAAUUUUCACUCUGCACCCUCAUGAAGUUUGUUGAGUUGGAGGCACAAUAUCCAUUGAUCAAAGUGGAGUGGAAGGGGAGUUUAACUUUUCCUCGUGAACUUCUUAAGGUAGUUGUUGAUGGCUUACUUCCCUUAAACGAGGACGCUUCGCUCCUGAUCUCUCGUUUUCAAGAAUAUAUGGAAUACGAUGACAUUCGGUACUUUGUCACAAAAGCUGUCACCGAGAGUAUUGGCCAAGUCAUGCAGAAGACAAAAGAGAGGCCUCUGCCAUUUUACCAGCAGAAUGUGUUUUCCCUCAUUUCACCCAUUAACAUGCCAAACAAAGAGAGCGACAUGGUCAAAUUCAUGGUGAAGCAAGAUAACUGGGAGGAAUUGAAAGUAUCGAAGCUGCAGGCACACAAGCAAGCGUUUGAAAAAAUGUGGCUCAGUUUUUUGAAGCACAAGUUACCCACUGGCCUUUACAAAAAGGUUCUUGUCAUUCUGCACGACUCCGUCCUGCCUUACAUGAAUGAGCCCACUCUCAUGAUAGAUUUCUUGACAGUGGCCUAUGGCAUAGGUGGAGCAAUCAGUCUUCUAGCCUUAAAUGGGUUAUUUAUUCUGAUUCAUCAGCAUAAUCUGGAAUAUCCUGACUUUUACAAAAAGCUGUACAGUCUUUUAGACCCAUCUAUAUAUCACGUGAAGUACCGAGCCCGCUUUUUCCAUUUGGCUGAUCUGUUUUUGUCUUCAUCUCACCUGCCGGCGUACCUGGUGGCAGCGUUCAUAAAGCGCCUCUCCCGGCUGGCCCUGACGGCUCCUCCCGAGGCGCUGCUCAUGGUCCUUCCCUUCAUCUGUAACCUCUUUCGGAGGCACCCUGCGUGCAAAGUGCUGGUACACAGACCUCAUGGGCCAGAAGAAAUGUCAGAAGAUCCAUAUAUUAUGGAGGAAGAGGAGCCAUCUGAAAGCAGGGCUUUGCAGAGCUCUCUCUGGGAGAUUCGGACUCUGCAAAACCAUUAUCACCCAGAUGUGGCCAAGGCAGCUGCUGUCCUGAACCAGUCGCUGUCAGAAAUAGAGGAUGACAUAUCAGGGCUCCUGGAGCUCUCAGCUUAUGAGCUUUUUGAUAAAGAAGUGAAGAAGAAGCCUAUUGAUGUGCCCCUGGAGUUUGAGCAAGUACGAGGUUUGUUUGGGAAGAAAAAUGAUCUUUUUGCAGAGCACUUCGCUUUAGAUUGA